AUGUUUAAGUUCGCAGUCCUGAUCGCUUCCUUGGCUUACGCCAGCGCCGGAACGGAACAUUCCGUGCCCUAUGCCACUCCAGCGGCUGCCCACUACUUGUCUGCUCCAGCCGUGAGCUACAACACCUUCACCCGUCAUCAAUACGCCGCUCCAGCUCAUCAUGGAUACGCUCACGCUGCUCCCGUCCUGGCUGCCCCUAACCACGUAUAUACCACCACUCCAUUCACUCGCACGUAUGGCACUCCAGCUCUCUCGUAUGGCCACAGCUACGCUCCAUCUCUGUCGCACGACAACUAUGGGUAUUCUUCAUAUGCUGACCCACUCAGCACCAAAACACUUGCCGUUGCCCAGCCUCAGCUAUACCACCAAAACACCUAUGCCACUCAUGCCGUUGCUGCUCCAGUCCUGGCUACCCAUGGCUUCAACUAUGCCCCAGUUUCUGCUGGUGCCCAUCUCCUUGGCUACAACAACCAUCACGGCCAAUACGCUUAUUAA
Molecule: messenger RNA, 495 nt
Organism: Ochlerotatus camptorhynchus
Lineage: Eukaryota; Metazoa; Arthropoda; Insecta; Diptera; Culicidae
Product: cuticle protein 16.5-like
Exons: 2
Coding region: 1-495 (164 amino acids)
Source: RefSeq, a predicted model, not a curated record